Dermatophagoides farinae (American house dust mite) is the source of this 1914-nucleotide messenger RNA. RefSeq names its product dnaJ homolog subfamily B member 4. Lineage: Eukaryota; Metazoa; Arthropoda; Arachnida; Sarcoptiformes; Pyroglyphidae. The record is from RefSeq and is a predicted model, not a curated record. Gene Ontology annotation, cellular component: cytosol. Gene Ontology annotation, molecular function: protein-folding chaperone binding.
UUUUUUAAUGGAUCAAACAACACCAAGAAUCGAUUCCAUGGGUGUUGAAUAAUUUUCGGAUUCCAAUUUCAGAAAAAAACGAUAUCAUCCAUUUCUGUAUGCAGUUUUGUAAAAAAAAAACUCAACCACACAAAAUUGCAGAAAUAAACAGAAACAAAAGAUGUUUUAAUCAUCGAGCACCAUUUUGUGAUUGUAUGUGUGUGUGUGUGUGUAUGAUCGUGGUGGUGGUGGUGGUGGUAGUUUUUUUUAAAAUUCCUUUCAUUUUUAUUCAUAUAUGUUUUGUGAUUGAUGUUCUUCUGGUCGAUAUUUCGUCAUCAUCAUCAUCAUCGUUUAUAGCAAAAAAAAAAAAAAAAAAAAAUGCGUUGUUGUUAGUAGUCUAGUCACUUUCAACCACAACCACCAACAAUUAUCUUCUUCACUAAACACUGUUGUUGAAUUCUACAUCUUCAUCAACAAUUCCUUUGACUGCUUCUAGUUCUUUUUCUUUUUUUUUCAUUCAAUGUCAUCGUCAUCAACUUGUGAAUAUUCUAUAAGCCAAACGAGCAGCUAUCUUAUAACAAAUUAUGUCGGUUUCAAUCUAUGGUGUGUUUGUUUAUUAUUGAAAUUCCAUCCAUUGUAAAAGAUUUUAUCAAACCAAACCUCGUGUUCCAACAACAAUAACAACAACAACAACAAUUGUUUUAUUUGAUUAUUAGUUCGUGUGUGUUAUUCGAUUAUUAGUUCGUGUGUGUGUAGGUGUGUAAAUCAUCCAUAAUAUCCCAUUGAAUAAAAAUGGGUAAAGAUUAUUAUGCCAUUCUACAGAUCAAUCGUGGUGCUACAGAUGAUGAAAUUAAAAAGGCUUAUCGUAAAUUAGCAUUAAAAUAUCAUCCAGAUAAGAAUAAAUCACCGGAAGCUGAAGAAAAAUUUAAAUUGAUUGCUGAAGCAUAUGAAGUGUUGUCGGAUAAAAAGAAACGUGACAUUUAUGAUCAAUUCGGUGAAGAAGGUCUUCGUAAUGAUGGCGGUAUGAGUUCAAGCGGUGGUUUCAAUUCGAAUGGUAAUGCAGCCAAUAAUUUCACCUAUACGUUCCAUGGUGAUCCACGAGCAACAUUUGCUCAAUUCUUUGGCACAGAUAAUCCGUUUGAUAUAUUCUUUAAUUUUGGUGGUCUUGGUGGAAAUAGUCAUUCAGUUCAUCACCAUCAUCAUCAUCAUCCAUCUUCAUUCAUAGGUCCUGGAUUUUCAUUUUUCAAUGGAUUCGAUGAUAUGGAUGAUUCAUUCUUUUCAUUUGGUGGUGGACCUGGCCGUAGUUCGAAUGCAUUUCGUUCACAAUCAUUUACACAUGGUUCACCUGGUAAUGAAAGAAAACAGCCACGUAAACAGGAUCCACCAAUCGAACAUGAUCUUUAUUUAUCGUUAGAAGAAAUAUUGAAUGGUUGUGUGAAAAAAAUGAAAAUUAGUCGUAAAAUUUUGCAACAGGAUGGAAAAACAUACAAAAAAGAGGAUAAAGUAUUAACCAUCAAUGUGAUGCCUGGCUGGAAAGCUGGUACGAAAGUAACAUUUCAACGUGAAGGUGAUCAUUCAUCAUCAUCGAUUCCAGCCGAUAUUGUCUUUAUAAUUCGAGAUAAACCACAUCCACAUUUUAAACGUGAUGGUUCCAAUAUCAUCUAUACGGCUAAAGUUUAUCUUCGUGAUGCAUUAUGUGGAUGUAAAAUUAAAGUUCCAACACUUUCUGGUGUUACGAUACCCAUACAGAUGAAAGACGUGAUUAAACCUACAACACAGAAACGUAUUCCUGGUGAAGGUUUACCAUUUCAAAAAGAUACCAAUAAACGUGGUGAUUUAAUUGUCAAUUUCGAUAUAAAAUUUCCUGAUCAUUUAAAUGAACCUACUAGACAGAUUCUGUAUGAUUGUUUACCAGCGAAAAGUUAAAAUGACAAA